Strongylus vulgaris is the source of this 371-nucleotide messenger RNA. The record is from the annotation of a GenBank genome assembly. NCBI's taxonomy places the organism in Eukaryota, Metazoa, Nematoda, Chromadorea, Rhabditida, Strongylidae.
AUGCAAGCUGCUAAGAAACUUGCUAGCAAGAAACUCAUUGAUGUUGCUUUGCUGAAUGUUCGACGACGAUUCCUUGAUCUCACCACCCGGCAAUUCGCACCAGAAUCAUUUGAAUUUGACACAGUUCAGUACAGGUCUAAAAGGAUAUUUGAUGGUACUGUAACCGGGGGUAAAAAUGCACGAGCAUUGCUUGCUCUGGAAGCGUUUCAAGCUUUGAACCCCGAGGCGGAUACUGCCGAAAUUCAUAAAAUGGCAGAAUUUGCUUCAGUGCUCGAAAUGGUAGGUGCAAUUAAAAAUUCUCCAAGCCUCUUUAAACGUUCGCAAUUGUCGAAUAUGUCUAUUUUUCUAGAGGAAUUGACGAAUAUCUGAUU